CUGGGGCGGCCGGGCCGAGCCCAGCCCUCUGGGCUGGCGGAGGCGCGGGGGCGGUGCUCCCGCCGGCAGCCGGGACUUCCUGUGACAGCCCAUUUCCUGGUCGGAUGGGGCCGGUGGGGGGCGGCGGUGGGGUCGGUCCCUGACGGGCUCGGUGGCCGCCGGGAGCUCCGCCAGGCAGCGAUGCGGGCCCCGGGCCCUGCCGGCAGGCGGCCCCCGCCGUGACCCGCCGCGGGCAGCCGGUGGGGCUGCGGCAGGCCGGCCCCUGGGCGCCGCUGCGGGGUGCAUGGAGGAACCCCCCGCCCGCAGAGAGGUGUGAAUCCUCCGGAGAACAGCGCGCCUGCUUCGCUUGGCCCCACAAGGCGAGCGGCCCCGGGUCCCCCUCGCCGGCCUCGGCCGGGCUGCAAGAGGCACAAGGAGGGGGCUAGGGACCUUAAAAAUAACAUCGCCCCCAUAAUCAGGCAGCUGCUCCCUCCUGAGAAAUGAAGAAGUUUUUCGACUCGCGUCGGGAGCAGGGUGGCUCUGGCCCUGGAUCGGGCACCAGUGGUGGCGGUGGCGGCAGCGGUGGCCCGGGCAGCGGGUACAUCGGCAGGGUGUUCAGCAUCGGCCGGUACCAGGUGACGGUGGACGAGGUGCUGGCGGAAGGUGGAUUUGCGAUAGUGUUUCUUGUGAGGACUAACAAUGGGAUGAAAUGCGCCCUGAAGCGGAUGUACGUCAAUAAUGAGUACGACUUGCAAGUCUGCAAAAGAGAAAUCCAAAUCAUGCGGGACUUAUCUGGCCACAAGAACAUUGUUGGAUACAUUGAUUCCAGUAUAAACUCAGUAAGCAGUGGUGAUGUCUGGGAAGUGCUGAUACUAAUGGACUUCUGUCGAGGAGGUCAGGUGGUGAACCUCAUGAAUCAACGCCUGCAGACGGGCUUCACAGAGAAUGAGGUCCUGCAGAUCUUCUGCGACACCUGCGAAGCUGUAGCCAGGUUGCAUCAGUGUAAAACACCAAUAAUCCACAGGGAUUUGAAGGUUGAAAACAUUCUGCUCCACGAUCGUGGCCACUAUGUCCUGUGUGACUUUGGAAGUGCUACUAACAAAUUCCAGAACCCUCAAACAGAAGGGGUGAAUGCAGUAGAGGAGGAGAUCAAAAAGUAUACUACGUUAUCCUAUAGAGCACCAGAAAUGGUCAACCUGUAUAGUGGCAAACUUAUAACUACAAAAGCAGACAUAUGGGCCCUUGGCUGUUUACUGUACAAGCUGUGUUACUUCACCUUGCCAUUUGGGGAGAGUCAGGUGGCAAUCUGUGAUGGCAAUUUCACCAUUCCAGAUAAUUCUCGGCACUCACAAGACAUGCACUGCCUCAUCCGGUAUAUGCUUGAGCCAGACCCUGAUAAGAGACCUGAUAUUUAUCAGGUCUCCUACUUUGCAUUCAGAUUGGCAAAGAAGGAAUGCCCGGUCCAGAAUGUGCAGAACUCUCCAAUCCCCGCUAAACUCCCAGACCCGGUUAAAGCAAGUGAAGCUGCUGCAAAGAAGAGUCAACCAAAGGCCAGACUGACAGAUCCCAUCCCUACAACAGAAACUUCCAUAGCACCCCGCCAGAGACCUAAAGCAGGACAGACGCAACCCAACCCUGGAAUUUUACCCAUUCAGCCAGCUCUGACGCCUAGGAAGAGACCCACCACUCAAGCAGCCAUUCAGCCACAAGUUGCAGGACCUGCUGCCCUGGGCAGUGGUCAGCCUUCACUCCCUGCAAGUGUCCCCCAGCAAAAAGCAGCACCUCAACAGACUCCGGCACAGCCACAAGCCAAGCAGGUGCCAGCUCCGCAGCAGGCCUCUCAGGCGCAGCCCCAAGUCCCUUCUUCUCAGCCCCAAGCCACACCUCAGCAUCAACAGCAACUUUUCUUGAAGCAGCAGCUUCUGCAACAGCAACAGCAGCAGCAGCAGGCUGCAUAUUACCAGCAGCAGCAGAUGAUGCAAGCUCAGCAGUUCCCAGUGAUGCAGCAAGGAGCGCCAGCACAGCAGCAGCUGAUGCAGAACUAUUACCAGCAGCAGCAGAUGAUGGCCCAGCAGGCAGCAAUGCAGCAGAAGACAGCAGUAACAGCAGUUCAGCAAAAGCAACAAGCCCCGGCACCGCCACAGCCCCAAGCCCAGCAAAGUGUGGCCCAGCCAGCACCACCACAGGAGCAAGUGAUGCAGGCACAAAUGAGGCAACAGCAAAAACCUCAAACUACACCCCCUGCAGCAGUGCAAGGGCAGAAGCUGGGUUCUCUCACCCCUCCGUCCUCCCCCAAGACACAGCGUGCAGGACACAGGAGGAUUCUGAGUGAUGUGACCCACAGCGUGGUUUUUGGGGUUCCAGCCAGCAAGUCAACCCAGCUCCUGCAGGCAGCUGCUGCUGAAGCCAGUCUCAACAAGUCCAAAUCUGCUUCCACCACACCCUCGGGCUCCCCACGGACCUCCCAGCAGAAUGUCUAUAACCCGCCCGACAUCUCCACGUGGAAUCCAUUUGACGAUGAUAACUUCUCCAAACUCACAGCUGAGGAGCUGCUGAACAAGGACUUUGCAAAGCUAGGUGACGGGAAAGCUCCAGAAAAGAUGGGCAGUUCCACAGAGAACUUGAUUCCAGGUUUCCAGCCGGCUUCAUCUGCAGCCCAGGCAGAUGCCUUUGGUGGCUCUUCCUUCACCGCUGGAUCAGCUGAAAAAACGAAAGACAUUCUGAGUUUGGACACUAGCCCUCCUCUUCUGACUGUGCCUGAUCCUUUCAUUCCUCUCCCGUUAUCCGACACGCCAGAAAAACUGAUUGAGGGACUCAAAUCUCCUGAGACUGCGCUUCUGCUCCCUGAUAUCCUGCCUCUCGCUGACCCCUUCGGUAGCACGUCAGAUGCUGUGAAUGGAAAACCUGACGUAGCUGUUGAGAGUCUCAUACCGGGCCUCGAGGCUCCAUUGCCCCAACGCCUUGUGUCACAGACUGAGUCGGUUGCCUCCAACAGAACAGACUCUCUCACUGGGGAAGACUCUCUGCUUGACUGUUCUCUGCUUUCUAACCCUGCUGCUGACCUCUUGGAUGAGUUUGCUCCCGUAGCUUUCGCAGCUCAACCUCACAAAGAAGAUACUAACCUGAUAUCAGGCUUUGAUGCUCCUGAGGGCUCUGAAAAAGUGACAGAAGAUGAGUUUGACCCAAUUCCAGUGUUGAUAUCCAAAAAUUCACAAGGUGGGCAUUCUAGAAACAACAGUGGAAGCUCUGAGUCCAGUCUUCCCAACAUAGCCAGGUCUUUACUGCUGGUGGAUCAGCUCAUAGACCUGUAGCAGUGACACAGUAGCAGACGCAGUUUCUGUAACGUACCUAAUCCUCCGUUUUCAUUUCCAGAAGAGUUACCUUCAGUUGUGGUUCUUUUGGUCUUCCCCCCCACCCCCAACUAAAAGAAAAACAAAUCUGCCAACAGGAGACAGUCACCCACCUCUCUCCCUGUCUUUCCAUGCCCUGGGAAAGAUUCUGUCUCGGUUUUCCAGGUAGUCCUCUCUAAAGCUGGUAAAAACCUAUUAUGGUUCCUUCUGCACCUGUCUUUAAUAGCCUAUGUCUAAAGGGAGCACCAUCCAUAGCCGCCCUGCUGAGAUGUACACAUAGCACCGUGGAAAGCCUAACUGUAAAUGAAUUAGAUAAUCGUAGCUGAUGUAUGAUCCCUGCAUACAACAGACUCCUUUCUCCUUAGAGUAGUGCGUGAACAACUGUGUUUCAAUCUUUGCAUUUGUGUUUUUGGGUUUGUUUUUUUGUUUUGUUCCUGUUUUUUGAUGAAUGGGCAGGAGGAAGGGGACAGGUGAAAUCAGUAGGGACGUCCCUCUCCUGCAGAACACAGGUUAGGAGAGCUGAUGUUUCUAUUCUAAAUUGCCAGUAUAUGCUUCAGAGGAGGAGAAAGCACCGAAUUCCUUUGAAGUAGUCUUGCCUAGUACCUCUGGUGAUGGUGCAUAUGAAGAGAGUUUUCCGGACUGCCCCCAGCUAAUGGUUUGCUGUUUAACAAUCCUGCUUGUGAAUGAACUGCGCUUCCUUGGGGGAGGGGAAAAAAAGAAAAGAAAAAAAAAAAAAAGAAAAAAAAGAAACAGAUUGUUAAAGCUGCAAAAAUGACCCUAAGUGAAAUACAACAAGGUUUCGAACCAAAUACAUGUGAGUAUGGCUGUGACUAGCAUUUUGUUGACCUUUUUUUGGGUGAAAAGGGCAUUGUGGCAGCAGCAGAUGUAUUUUCUGUGACUUCUUUUCUGUGUUUGACCGGAAAAAAAGAAAAUCCCCCCCAACCUACUGUAAAUUGUGUAUGAAACAAAUUGUCUUACGGUUGUUUGUCUAUUUUUAAUCUUGGUUUUAGUCAAGCAUCUGGUAUCUGUUCUGGGUUCCCCGUUUUCUCUUGUAACUGCAUAUAGUGCAAACCAGUUAAGUAUGGAACCAUUUGUUUCCGUAGACAAAGAUUACUGUGGACUUUAUUCCACUCUUCAGUCUUUGUGGAACAAGCAUGCACUUGGUUCAGAUGGUUUGAAAUAAGUGCUGCUACAACUCGAUGGGUUUUACCUUUUCUUUUUCCCUUCACAUGCUUAGUUUUGUCAACUAGCUGGAUACGCUAAACUUGUUUUCUUUGCCUUUUGGUCAUGAAGUCCGGAAUUUCUAUCUUGUAUUUGAAAGCUCUUUCUGAACAGAAGGACUCUUCCUCUGUAGUGGAUUAAUUAAUAGCUUACUGCUAACCUUGUGUAUGUGUAUGUAGCUGUAUUAGUAAAAGUGCAGUUUCUCAUGUGCGAAAGUUUGAACGACUGAAAUAUGUAUGUACUGACCUCUCGCUAAGAAGGAAAGAAAUCAAAGUUCGUGACUACUCCUUUCCUAUCUCCAGUCUCUCCGCUAUUCCCCCACCCCAACACUUAGUUUAACAAAUUCUGUAAAUAGAACUACCAUCAAUUGUGUCUGCUCUACAUUACUCUUCUUUUAAAACCUACACUUAAUAAUAAAAGUAUUGCUUAAGUGUGUUGUAUCAUUACAUGUGUAUACUGCACUUUCCAAGAGAAGUUUUACAUGAGAACUAUGGAAAUGACCUUAGUAAAAUUGUGGAUAGAACUCUAUUAUUUUUUUGUUUUAUAUUCCUAAAGCACAGGCAAGCUGGACUGGAAAACAAGAAGACGCUAUAGAUAGAAAGUUAUUGUAUAGUCAGAUACUGAGAUUAUAUGAAAAGAGAAUGGAUUUUAAAAAGUAACCAUCUACUGUAUAUUAGAAACAAAGAUUUCUGUGAAUUAAAGUACUUUUAAAGAAUGUUUAAGAUUUUAAAUCUAAUGGCACUUGUUCAAGGGUUCUGGAAAAAAUUAUAAAUGCACUGGGUUGUUAAUAAUGCUAUUAAAUAAGCAGAUGUGAAUGUUUAUUGCUUUCUCAAGUAGCUAUUCAUGGAUCUGGGUGGGAAAUCCAAUACAAUGGAAGCAUACAUUUUAAGAUGUCUAUUAUCUAGACCUCCUUCAUCAGAAAGUACUUGCCACUUAAUUGUGUAAUGAAUAGAAAAUGCAAGAGAGGUGAAAUGAGUGGAUAUUUGGGAUUAAUUUUAAGCUGUCCAAAAAAUCUGACUGUCCCACAGGUGUUAGGUUAGUGUUGGUACGUUGCUUAAAAGUUGAGGAGUUUGUGUGAAAGCUGCUGCUGUGAAGGAACAAACUGAACUGUCACCCGGUGUCCGCAUGGGUGACGGUUGGUCCCCAGCAUCCCAAAGUGGUGUAAGAAGGAUUCUCUCCUGUAAUUAUGCUUGGAGCCUUGUUCAAGCCCACAGGAGGUGCUUCUGUCCCCUGUUAAGGGUUGUAGGGUCGGGUGUUGUUGAGUAACAGAAUACAAACCUACAGUCAGCAAAAUCACUGCAGAGUGAUUUUCCUCUCGGCCCGGUACGUGCUGUUCGUUCACGUUGGGAUGAUGGAGGAGCCUUUCUGCCCUAACGGGCUGGAGCUUGUAGUAGUGUUCUUGGCAUUAACUGUUUUGACGGAUUCUCCCAAUAGGAUACUACAUGUGCAGCCACAGUACACGGAGCAAUUUCCUUUUAAGUCAAGGUUGUGCGUUGGAUGCAAGAGUAAACUCUGGGUUGGGGGUAGCAAGAUGUUCACAGAACAGUUGGAACUUAGAUGUUGGUUCUCGCUUACUCUGAAGGGUCUUGGGAUUUGAACUGCCUCUGCCUUUGGAAAUCUCCCCAGUUCAUCUUGUAACCGGAUGAGCACAAGUGUCACACCCACAAUUCAGAGAUCAGCAAAUGUGUAUUGUAUCGACAAUAUCCGCUUGUUGGGAGCAUCUGUCCCAAAACCAGGAGGUGCUGCAGCUUCCAAGUCUUCAUGGGGUUCCUUGGGACUUGGCCAGGGCUGCAACCUGCUGAAGACUGAGAGAUGGGUGGAAGAAUCUUGGCACUGCUGGCUUUGCGGCAGACCACCUGCAUCCUCUAACAGCCCGUUUACCACAAGCAAAUGGCAGCUUGAGUGAAUCUCUGUGUAGAGCAAAAUUAAUUUUAGAGGGGGAUUCUUGUGAAUGAAUGAUGGCAUUCUUCAGCCUGAAAGCUCACAGCAUAUUGCCUCCAGUGACUUUCCAAACCUAUGUUAUUUAAAAAUUGAUUUAAAAAAAAAAAAGUUAUUACGAUGAAAGUUCAGAUCUGAUUCAGACCAAAGACAGAGUUCAGCAAGUUUUGGGGUAUCCAAGCAAACAUAAAAUGUGGAGCAUGUGGGCCUCUGACUACAGAAAAUGUCAUGAAGCCCGUGGUGUGUGCGUGUCUGCGUGGAGUGAGCUAUUUUCUUUUUAGCCAAUACAUUUUCUAGUUCAGGAACUCUCAUAGGAAUUGGUCAGAGUUGGGGAGUAGCUGGCAUGGAUGUGAGGGAAGCGUGAGUGGGACGUGGGGGAGAGCUCUGGUGAACGAGGCUUGUCGGUUAACUUGGCUACCAGGAAUUGGGUGAGGCUAGUUCCCGGGACUUCUCUGUGCUGAGCUGUGUGGGCACUGCACGUUAAAACUGCAGCACUCCAGCAGGAAACAUAGACUUGGGAGCGGGGGAAAGGUUUUUCUUUGUAUUUAUUUUUUGUUCCUGUGUUGUCUGUUUUGAUAACUGAAGGAAGCUGUGCUCCGGGGACAGCCGUGCCUGCGCACAGGAGCACACGCUCCACACGCAGCAUCAGAUCUCGUUGUUCCUUGGGAUGACGGGGGGGGGCUGCUUGGCUGGGCUGGUUUUAAGGACAUUACUGAUGUGUGAGACUUGUGCUCCUGUCCUGCACAGGAGGGAGUUUAACCCCUAAAAACUCACCUUCUGUUUUUCUUGGGCAGUCACAGGCUGCAUUUUAAAAGUGACUUGGGUAUGUAACGCUUGGCUCGUGCACAAUACAAACGGGGGGGGAAACCAGUCUCUGGUUGGUCAAUCUUGUUCAUAAACUGCUGGAAUAUGGUGUGCGAGGUCGGUGCAUUUAACACCUUCCCUGUCUCACUUUGCACGGUGCAAACGACUGUACAAGUGUGCCAAAACUAGAGCAUUAAAUUCCUUAUCUUCUGGAUCCACAGAACCCCAGAUCUGCUCCCAGCUCUGCCACUGUGCGGGGACUUUGGGCAGAAACGCUGAAUUCUGCUGUCCAAAUUGUUGUCCAGUGACAUAGUAAUGGUGAUGCUGGCCUUUGGUGUUCUGCUUUGAUACCUCCUUGCUGAAAGCACUGUACGGGGGUAGUUCUGAAUUGUUUAAUGACAGUGCUUCUAGGAACGGGAAUACAAGGAAAAACCUCUGUCACUUCAAGAAUGAAGGAAUGAGAAGUCUUUUUGACCCAUUUUUAAAUGCUAGACUAGUAAUCUUGCAUACUAGUGAUUGUGCUGAUUUUUAGCUACCUGUUACCAUGUGUCAAAACCUUCCUGACUUUUGCUUGAUGAAAGCAGGAGAGUUACUCGGUGGAAGAGUAGCUUCAGACUCUAGGAAUACCUCCGUCUCCCCUGACCUUCUUGUUUUGGGCUCUGCUCCAGAAAUGAGAUCAUCAUCUUGGUGACUGCUCUGCCUCCUUGCAGCCCCCUGUAAUAGGGUGAAUAAAUCUUUUAUAGCUUUCCUGUCAGUUAUUUCAGUACUUUGCUACUUCAGCGCCCCGUUUUCCUUAAAAGAUGGAGGAACUCCGUGUGUCAGUGCUGUAACUCAAAGGGUCUUUUCUCCAGUUCGCAAUCUGAAUACACACAGGGUGUAUUCCUAGGGUACCAAGUGAUAAGUGUUUUUAUUACUAAGGUUCUCCCUGCAGAAGGGGAGCCUGAGUAUAGUUUAGGAGUUGUGUCUUUAAUGUGUAUAUCUGACCCUGGCACAAAAAAAUUCUACGUGAAUGUUGUACAGGGAAACCUUAUCUAUAAACUCAAGCUUCUGUAAAGAUUUUUCUGCUGUAAAGCUUGCAGCUGUUAGGAGCGUGUGUGUUAAAACCUGAACAUUAAUUGAAAGCAUAAGGGAUGCUUCCCCACGCAGUAACACACAGAUCUCAGGAGUCUGGAGGAGGAGGAGACAAAAGAGGCAGCUGCCUGUCAACAGCGUCCGUCCUGGCACAGGCUGAUGUUAGGAAAUGCUACCCCUGCAGAAGAGGCAUCUCUUUUUGCAUGAGGGGCUGUGGGUGCUUUGCGUGUUGAUUCAAGCAAACCAUCUGCCUGUAUCUUUUCAGGCCUCUUGCAUAGCAUGCUCUUGGUGUGAACAGGAGCCAGCACAUUGCAGAGAAGGGACAGGGCAUCAAACAAAAAGGCACUGUCUUAGUUUCAUGAGAUUUGUCCUUUACCAGCCCACGGAGUGACCCUUUCUCCCCUUUUCUGUAACACAAAACAAAGCCGCCAUGCCUUUUCACAUGAAACAGGUCUCGGGUCUCAGACCUGCCGAAGCAUCCAUCGGCGCUGGCUAACUUAAAUUCUCCAUCAUCCUAGAAGUUAUGCAGCAUGCGCCUCUGAAAUGUCUGCAAAGCCUGUAGCUAUGGCUGCUUAUGGGAACGCACUGACCUUGUCUCUUUAGCUCUAACUACACAAAGAGGUUUGGGUUUUUUUGGUUUGAUUGCACAUUUCGAUGUCUAAGCAUAGCUCAGACCUUUUUUAACAGAGGAGAUUAACAACUAUGAGAGGAGAUGUCCAAGCCGCUCUCUCUCUAGUUAGACACGCACCCAGAUGUUAGCUAAAGUAAAAUGCUGGCAUGGCAUUGUCCUUCUUGUUGCAGUGAUGCUUCCAUGGCUCCUUCUGGGACUUCCCUUUGCUUUCUGCCAAAGGAGACAGAGGGAACCCAAGAAGGUGGGAAAGAAAAGGUGCCUGAGACCGCUUACUGUGGGAUGGUGUCUGGUAGCCAGGUUUCCUCCUUCAACAUCAGGAAAAUAGAACAUGAGAGUGUAGGUGGUGCUCCUCUCUGGUCAGGAAAUCUCCAAAUUUUUCAGGUAACCCACCGUGUUUUAAUAUCACUGUGCCCAUUGUUGUUGUUUUCAAGUCAAGGGCCUUUCCCUUCUUGCCGUAUUGCCUAGCAGCUCUGCAUGAAACCAGCUCCUGACUGAAGGCCAGAACGAUUUCUGACCAAAGCAUCGCUUUGUUUUUUCCUCCCGGAGUAAAUCCACAACUCUUGUACUGGCCAUAGCAAGGGAGAAAACUUCUUCCAAGCAUUUGGUGCCUGUCUCACUUAUGGUGGGCAAAGAGAGCAAGAAAGUAUUGGGAAAAAGUCAUUUUUUGUCUGAAAAUAGAGCAUUCUGCCUAUUGUACAGUGCCUCCAAGUUCAGACACACAUGCUGCUCCUGUCCUAAGCAAACGGGCUUAUAUCCUGCCAACCUUCCUCUUACUCUGUCCUAAACAUCAUCACUUACACAAACAUAGGCACCUACUAAACACAAGUAACUCUUUAAAAAGAAAAUUCUGAUCAAAUGACUUGUUUGCGCUGUUCUUGUGAAAAGUGGGUCAGUGGUUUGCAUUGGCAUAGUGUUCGCCAUGAUAAAUGCCUUUUCCCUUGUUUUCCUGUACACUAUAUUUCAAUGAGGACUGGGUAAUUCAGAGGCAUUUGUGUGAUGUGGCAACCGGCCUUGCUCUGCUUCAGCCUGUACUCUCAAAAAUCUGAAUAAUACCUGGUGAAUAUAUAAGCAGCCUCCCGGAAGAAAACACCGCAGACUGCCGUUCCUGUAAUCUGAGGUUAGCGUCUAAGGUUAAAUCAUUGCUGACAACAGAUAGGCUUCAGGAAAGACAGAUAGUAUUUUUGUAGAGUAACUUACAAAAUGUUCACCUAUCUACACUGGCUUUGUUUAGCAGUGUAAUGUAUCUAAGUGAAUAGUUUCCCAAUAAAUACCGAUUUUGAUGCCUAUUGAAUGACUACUGUGUCUUUAAUUGUGAGACGUGACUGAGAAUGGGUUAACUUGCAUACAUCUACAGAUGCGCUCAAGAAACGGUGCCUUGCGGGCUGCGGUAGGUGUGCAAAUGUCGAUGAUUAACCCGGGCAGAGUUUUAACCUGGGUGAUGAUGCUAUUUUGUCACACAGGGUGGGGUGGUUAGUAUCUCGCUUGUCCAUCGGCCAACCCACCUCCCCACCCUCCUCGUUCUUCCUGCAAUCAUACUGCUUAGUUUUCACGUGCCUUUUUCCUAUCCUUUUGCUAACACGAGUCCAAUGACAUACUCCUAACCUGCCAGUAGUUCUUUGAAGGUAAGAUAUCUUCUGUUCUGUCUGUGUGAGUCGUAAGGCAAAACCAACCCCUUCUUGGGCACUUGUAAGUGGAGAAGAGCGGAACAGCAAGCCUCUCCCCGCACUGGCUCGUUACGCUAACACAGAGGCAAGCCAGCUUGUUAUAGUUCCGUUAGAUACUUGAUUUGAAGUCGUGGUAUGGAUUGUUUAAAAUAAUUUGUCUUGCAGUGGUUUAAAAUAAUGCUUCUAUAGUCACCAGAAUGCAUUAGAAGCGAUAGGCUGACCUUCAUUCUUUGAAAUGCGUACGUUGUUUUAGCAGAUUGUAGGGCAUCCCCGUGUAUUUUACACGCCCCAGUGUAACUCCGUGUAUCCAUGGGAUGGCUCACAGAAAUAGGGGCUAAGCCAAGCUAUAGACCUGCUUGUAGGGCAGCCAACAAGCAAGAGUGCAGAAUGAAAUGACUAAAAUUGUCUGUUUGCUGGAGCUUCACUCCAGGCAGCAGUGUUAACGAAGUGCAAACCUCUCCGAUGGUGGUGGUCGUCGUCGUGGGUGGCAGAGAAAACCUUGUGGAAUGGUGCUGAGAGAGUGCUGGGUGCGCCCAUUCGUGUGUCAAACGUCUUCCAUCUCUUUCUGAAAACUGGUACUUGUGGUGUCCCCAAGCUGUGAGGCAGCAUCGAGUUGCGUGUCAGUUUGUGUGUCGUAAAUACCUUCCCUGGCAUUUUUAUUUUCUUUUAUUUGCCCUCCCUCUCCUUCCCAUUUUCCAUGUGUGAUGGUGGUUUAAAUCUGAACGGCAUGAUGUUUCUUGUGUAAUAAGCACCUUUCAUUCUUACUUAUGACUAAGGAGAUGGAGCUUGUUGAGUAAUG
Molecule: messenger RNA, 11457 nt
Organism: Grus americana (Whooping crane)
Lineage: Eukaryota; Metazoa; Chordata; Aves; Gruiformes; Gruidae
Gene: AAK1
Product: AP2 associated kinase 1
Exons: 22
Coding region: 480-3290 (936 amino acids)
Biological process (GO): protein phosphorylation
Molecular function (GO): protein kinase activity; ATP binding
Source: RefSeq, a predicted model, not a curated record